Periophthalmus magnuspinnatus is the source of this 357-nucleotide messenger RNA. RefSeq lists its product as uncharacterized. The record is from RefSeq and is a predicted model, not a curated record. The annotation marks the transcript as partial. The transcript has 4 exons. Lineage: Eukaryota; Metazoa; Chordata; Actinopteri; Gobiiformes; Gobiidae.
UUGGCAGAUGACAGAAUGGAGCUGUUUAACACUGACUGUAAACUCAUUCACUUCAUCCAUGAUCUGAAGCUCAGGUGUGGGCUGGAUUCUGAAGAUCAUGUGGAUUUAAUGGACCACAGCGGGACAGUGAUGAAACUGGAGGGGAGAGAGCGGAGUCUGGACCGCGCCAGUGCUCUGCUCAAAGACCGGCAAAAAUACAUCCUUGUACGAGUCUGCAGAGGGGCUGAUGGGGAGUGUAAAUAUGUUCCUCUAUUGACCAAAACCCAGAGACAAUCAGAGUUUACAGAGCUGUUGAGGAAACUGUCCACUGACCAAAAGACACUGGGGCGAAGAGGACGGAGACAUGUGUCCCUUAAA